This is a messenger RNA of Salarias fasciatus (jewelled blenny), 1367 nucleotides long. RefSeq names its product dehydrogenase/reductase SDR family member 13-like. The transcript has 5 exons. The record is from RefSeq and is a predicted model, not a curated record. The coding region runs from base 56 to 1012 and encodes 318 amino acids. Lineage: Eukaryota; Metazoa; Chordata; Actinopteri; Blenniiformes; Blenniidae.
GCACAGAUUCCUCAGACUGCUGCAGAAUAGGCCGAUCAGCUGUGAGGCAACAACAAUGUGCACCCUUCUCCUUUAUGCGGUGGUCUUUGCUGGAGCUGCCUACAUCUUCCGCCAGAUUUUUGUGAAGGGAAAACGAUGCAAAAGCCAACUAAACCUCACUGGGAAAACAGUGAUCGUGACAGGCAGUAAUACCGGCAUCGGUAAAACCACAGCCAUAGAUCUGGCCAAAAGAGGAGCCAGGGUGAUUCUAGCAUGUCGCAAUGAGCAGAGAGGACUGUCGGCUCUGGAGGAAGUCAAGAAGGCGACCGGAAGCAGCCAGGUGGUGUUCAUGCAGCUGAACCUGGGGAGUAUGAAGUCUGUCCGCAGCUUUGCUGAAACAUUCCUGAAAAAUGAAUCCAGACUGGACAUCCUCAUCAACAACGCAGGUGUUUACAUGCAGGGUCGCACGUCGGAUGGACUGGGGCUGAUGUUCGGUGUCAAUCACAUCGGCCACUUCCUGCUCACCCACCUCCUGCUGGACCGGCUCAAACAGUGCGGGCCCAGCAGGAUCGUCAACGUGUCGUCCCUGGGACAUAACUUUGGAAACAUUGAUUUUGACUGUCUCACCACCCACAAUGCCCUGGGGCUGGGGACUUCAUUCAAAGAGGUCUUUCAGUACUACUGUGACAGCAAGCUGUGCAAUGUGCUCUUCACUCAUGAGCUGGCCAAGAAGCUGCAGGGAACCCAGGUCACCUGCUACUCCCUCCAUCCAGGAGCUAUCAACACUGAGCUUGCGAGGAACACCAGCUCUCUGCUGCAGCUGGCCCUCACUCCUCUGACUGUCUUCUUCUUCAAGAACCCCGUCCAGGGAAGCCAGACCACGCUGCACUGCGCACUCCAGCAGGGAAUCGAAUACCUCAGCGGCCGUUACUUCUCCAACUGCACCGUGAGAGAUGUCUACCCCAAAGCAAAGGAUGACGUUGCUGCCAAGAGGCUGUGGGAACUCAGCGAGAAGCUGACCGGCCUGGCCUGAGGUGACCACGCCCAAUUGGGACUGAAGCGUCUCCUACCCAGCAGUCCUCUGGACUGAUAGUGUUUGAGGUCUCAUAUUAGCUGGCAGCUCAUAAAGUUGUAAAUCAAGUCACGUUAAUAACUCAACCGGCACACCUAAUCUCUUUAUCGGGCCAACAGAAUAGCCCGUUUGAUGAGAAGGACCAGCAGUCUGCAAGAAUGAGUCUCUCUACUGCACUGUUCACUCAACAUCACUCCACAGUCAGCAAUGUUUGCUCACAUUAAAUUGCUGGUUUUUCUUUGUAAACGGGCCAAGAAACUACUGUCUUGUAUUUGGAACUAUUGAAAUAAAGCUGACUUGAAUUUAACAUUUUCCA